AUGGAGUGGUUGCAUGUGACGGUAGCGCAACUGAUCACUCUUGCAAUACUGUUGUUGUCCCCAACAUCAUCAUCAUCAACUGCUAAUCCAACGACAACAACAGUUAUGACCAAACCCCGUUGCGAUGAGUAUUGUGGGGAUGUCAGAAUUCCGUACCCAUUCGGCCUGACACAAGAUUGCUCUCUAAACGGCUACUUUUUAAUAACUUGUGACUAUUCUUUCAACCCUCCAAAAGCAUUUUAUGGCAAAGGUGGGAUAAAUGUUACAGAAAUAAGUAUCGAGCAAGGUCAGAUGCAAAUCUUGAACAAUAUAGGCUAUCAAUGUUACGAUCAGCAGAAUAACUACUUUUCCUCCUUUCCCUGGCUCACCUUGGGCGAAUUCACCGUCUCAAGCACCGCAAAUGAGUUCACUGCAGUUGGUUGUGACACUUCUGCAAUUGUUACUGGCUUCAAAGACGAUCAGCGGUACACCGCCGGUUGCAUAUCCAUAUGUGAACAGAAAGAUAGUAUCGUCGGAGAUUCCUGUUCCGGCGCCGGCUGUUGUCAAACUUCGAUCCCCGUAGCGCUACGGAGCCUUAAUGUGACGUUAG
Ilex paraguariensis (yerba mate) is the source of this 589-nucleotide messenger RNA. The record is from the annotation of a GenBank genome assembly. NCBI's taxonomy places the organism in Eukaryota, Viridiplantae, Streptophyta, Magnoliopsida, Aquifoliales, Aquifoliaceae.